This is a messenger RNA of Aplosporella prunicola CBS 121167, 2640 nucleotides long. RefSeq lists its product as uncharacterized. Gene Ontology annotation, molecular function: histone H3K36 methyltransferase activity; protein binding. Gene Ontology annotation, biological process: regulation of DNA-templated transcription. The transcript has 4 exons. The record is from RefSeq and is a predicted model, not a curated record. NCBI's taxonomy places the organism in Eukaryota, Fungi, Ascomycota, Dothideomycetes, Botryosphaeriales, Aplosporellaceae. Gene Ontology annotation, cellular component: nucleus; chromatin. The coding region runs from base 1 to 2640 and encodes 879 amino acids.
AUGGCCACCGCCACAAAGCGCGCUUCCUCGCCGCAGUCCGACUCGUCUACCCUCUCGUGCAUCAAUGUCGCCGCGUCGUCGUCGGCUGCAUCGCCCGCCGCCAGCACGCCUCCCACCAGCCACGACGACGACGCCCAGAGCGACAAGUCCGAGGCGCAAAAGCCCGUCGCCAUGCAGCAUGAACCCGAGCCGCUCCGCCGCGUGAGCAGCAGGGCCCGCGCUAGCAUCCCCACCUACAACGACAAGGAGCUCGCUGGCACCCGCAUCCACACCCCAACCAAAUACACCGACGGCACCUAUAUCCGCAAAACCGGCAAGGGUCCCGUCGAGCUCAUCAACAAACCACCCGUCCCAUCUGCCUCGACCAGGAGGCCCGCCCACAAGAGGUUGAGCGCGUUGAGCUCCGAAUGGACCACCGAGCCCGAGCGCGCCGCCGACACCAACGCCAAUGACGAGCAACAACACAACCACAACGACGACAAUGAAGAUAACGAAGACGACGACGAUGAUUCCGAACGAAUUCCCCGGCGCCAGUCUAGGCGCGUCACCGGCGCCCCAACACUCACACGUUCCCUUUCAGAAAGGGCGCCGCGCAAUGCCAUACGCGGUCGCGAGACCGCACAAAUGAUCAGGCGCGCUCGGGAGGCAAUAAUGGGCAAGAAGGGGGCUCUUCGCUCUGGCGGAACGCUCGUGAGGAGCAAGUCCGAAGGGCCGGCGGCUAAGAGACGGAGGCUUACCGACUCUGCCCCGCCCACGCCAGAACCUCCGCGGGACACGGAGCUCAAGAAGCUGCUGUAUCGCGGCACGAGGAAGCCUUGGCUCAAUGCGGGCAAAUUUUACAACACUGGCCAGGACGAUGUUCUCGAGAGCAAAAUUACGGUGCCCAAGUCAAAAAGCAAGACUACCGAGGGCGAUGGCGCCUCCCGCCGGAAUGAAAUUUUGCCACUCCCCAUGUUCACAAUGGCGGAGAAGCUGGACCUGCACCCCAAGAAAAAGGUCUCGGAGGCGAAGAGGCCGUUUGAGCCAUUCCAGUUGCCAUUUGAUGUCUUUUGUCCUCUGCCUAGGGAAGCGAGGGUCAAGUGGAAGGAAUUGAGGAAGAACGAGUACAAGGGUGAGGAUGCCCAAGAACAGAAGAACCGCGCUAGAGAGGCAAGCAAGAAGGCGAAAGCCAUGGAAGCCUCGGUGUGUACCUGCACGGAAAGAUGCGACCGCGACGCGUGCUUUAAUUCCAGCUUGUUCUUCGAGUGUGACGACAGAAGUUGCAAGGUUGGCCCUCAUUGCGGCAAUCGGCAGUUUGCGGAGCUGCGGAAACGCCACAAGGACGACAGCCACGGCAAGUACUACAAAGCGUACAACGUUGGUGUCGAGAUCAUUGAAACAAAGGAUCGAGGCAACGGUGUUCGUGCCAUGCGUACGUUUGAAAAAGAUCAGAUUGUUGUUGAGUAUGUUGGCGAGAUUAUCACUCAGCAGGAAAGUGACAGGAGAAUGAGGGAGGAAUACAAGGACCACAAGUGCUUUUACCUGAUGAACUUUUAUGACAAGCUUAUUAUCGAUGGUUUUAGAGGCAACAUUGCCCGCUUUGUGAACCACUCCUGCGAGCCCAAUUGCCGCAUGGAAAAGUGGUAUGUCAACGGUGAGCAGCGCAUGGCGCUCUUCGCCAACAGGCCCGUAAUGACUGGCGAGGAACUCACCUGGCACUACAAUUUUGAGUCGUAUGGUCAAGAUCAACCCUGCUAUUGCGGAAGCGCCAACUGCGCUGGCGUGAUUGGUCGUCAGGUCAAGAACAAGGUCAACAACACUGCAGGAACCAAGCGAAAAUCGUCCGACGAUGCGGAGGACAGACCAGCAAACAAGAAGCAGAGGCUUAACAAUCUCGCCGCCACGGCCUCAUCGAAAACGAGGAACGUUCUUGCCAAGGCCAAGGAAGGCCUCAAAGAUCUUAUCGGCUCGAAGCCCACAUCCGUGGCGGAGAAGAAAGGCCGCGACGAAAGAGCGGCGAGGCGAUCGCUUGCUUCAACCGGCUCCAGGAAAACUAGGUCUUCUGGAAAGUUUUCGCCACCCGAACGCUCCGCCACGACCGUGCUGAAGCGCCUCCGGGAGCAGUCGAGGAAUUCUGGUUCGCCAGGCAAAGGCCGCAGCGCGCCGCGCAAGCAACUGACGUACGCCGAACAGCUCGUCAAGGUCACGGCGGAGGCGCUGGACCUUGCAACAGAUGAGUCUGAAGAAGACGAUUCGGAAGACGAGCACGAACAAGAACAGGACGAGAUUGAGGAGCCGUCAGCAUCCUCGACGCCCGCUACCGCUGCGCAGAGCAGCAAGAAAAGAGCAGAACGAACUCCAGCUUCGCCAAAGAGCAGCAGCAAGCAGACGCCCAGUAGCACGAGCAGCUCGAACAGGGCUGGUCGCCAGAACAGCAGCGCCGUUGCCAAGACAACGACGACGCCCGCGUCUGUCACCAAGUCCCUCAACCUGAAGCAGUCGACGCUGUCGUUUUUGCCGCUCGGCUUGGGGCUUAAUAAGAAUAAGGCAGCGGCGGCGACGACGGUGGCUAUGCAGAAGGUUGUAGAGACGGCGACGGGAGCAGACAAGAAGGGCAGGCUUUCUAGUGCUGCCGCGGCAGCAGCGAAGUCGAGAGCUUGA